AAAUGUAAACAAAAUAUAAAUUCAACGCAGCUGAUGUUUGGAUUUUGAUGAAUUUUGAUAUUUUUAACAAAUAAAAAUGCCUUCAUUUUGCGUAAUUUCCGAUUGCCAAGAUAAAUACAAGCACUCAGAAAAUGUCUCAUUUCAUAAAUUCCCUCAUAGCCGGAAGGACCUUCUCGACAAGUGGAUUGAAUUUGCCAACCGCGAACCCGACUGGAAACCAUCCAAAUGGAGUGCAAUAUGUAGUCGGCACUUUGUUCCUGAAGAUUUCCGGAAUGUCAAUUCCAGGAAAACCCUCAAGAAGACUGCUGUUCCCACUUUAAAAACCUCUACAUGGACUGAUCACUCUCAAGAGAUGCUGCCAUCUCUCUCGAUUCAGAAUCACGAAACAGACAUGAAGAUCCCUGAAAGUAAUUGCCGCCUUUGUGGAAUUUGUUGUCGUCCGGUGGCGACCUUUGCCACGAAUUUUGAAAUUUUCGGUAUGAUCCAGAAAUGUUUUCCCACACUCAACAUCCAAUUGGAUGACAAUCUCCCAAAAGACAUGUGUUCCGGAUGCUUGAAGAGACUCAAUAGCUUCUCAGAGUUCAUAGACUUGGUCCUGAAUACUCAGAAACACCUCCAUGGCACGAUUCGAAGUGAAAAAUUCAUUAAACCACCCGAAAGACAACUGAAAAUAAAACAAGAACCAGUCGUAAAUGUCAAACAAGAAGUCGCCGAACACUUUGAUAGCUUCCUAAGCGACGAACUAGAAGAAGAACAAGACUGCGAACAGAAAUUCUCCUUCUGUGACUUUCCCAUGCUCAACACCCAGGAUAUCAUCAACAAUUGUGACAUCAUGGAAAUCAUUAAUCUUGACGAUCCCUUCAUCGAUAUUCCUGACGAUGAAAAUGGCAAUGAAAUUGGAGAAAUUGUCAAUCAAGAUUUCUUCACAUCCACGAAUAAAUCGCAGUUUGCUUCGAAAUUGGAUUCCAUUAACUUGGUUCAUGAACACAACUACGCCAUGCCAAUCGAAUGCAAGGAAUCCAUAAACCUCACAAAUGUAUAUAAGACUGAAAAAACAGAAGACAAGGAUGACCAUGAUGUGGUGGCUAGCAGCGUUCCACCAGACACCUUGAUCACUGCUAAACCUAAGUUCAACAACAGCAGUGCUGAGUCCACAAUCAUAAGUAAUGAUUUGCAAUUCUCCAAAAGCACAUCAUCAUCCUCGUCAAAUGGAAAAUUAAUGGUGACAUCUGUGAGUGAUUUGCUACCUCGUCCAAAAGUCGAGUCGAACUUUAAGAAGCCAAAUAUUGUUGUUUUGAAUGAGAGCAUUGUCAAGACGGCGUCUGCAUUCCAGCUACACCCUUGUUCGAUGUGCCCAGCGCAGUUCUUCUCCGCUGAGGGAUUAAGUCACCACGUUGCUAAGACUCACCUUCCAAUGGUCACAUUACCUCCAAACAAUGUUUGCAGCUCCAUUCCAACGCCUCCAUGCAAUAUACCAGAGGAGGUCAUUGCUAAAGUUGACUCCAAGUCGAUAACCUGUCUCAUCUGUUCCUCGAGUUUCUCAAAUAUUCAUGAUCUCCUCAAGCACAAGAUCCGAACUCAUCCGAAGCCAAUGGCGAAAAAAAGAAAACGUGGCCGUGAGUGUUCUGCCUGCGAGAAGUUUUUCGUCAGCCAAAUGGCCCUGAAAAACCAUCGUAACUAUGUUUGUCUCUCGAAGCUGAAUUCAUCACCGAGAACCUUCAAGUGCCGUUGGUGUUCCAAAUUCACAUUCAGUCACUGGAGAAUCUAUAGAAAUCAUGUAGCGCGUUGUAAGAAACUCAGAUGCCCUAAGAAACCUGAGAACGUCACAAAACUUCCCAAGAUCUCAUCAAAAUCCAAACCAAAAAUUCUCGAAAAACCACCAGCUAAAGAUAUUUUCAACCUUCUCUGCCUCGGCUGCAAUCAGUCCUUCAGAACUGUAGAUGAAUUUCGAUUGCAUUACGUUGAAGAAAAAUGCAAACUCCAACCAUCAGCCGAUCAGGUUCUUGCAUUCUGUCGCACAUGCAAUCGACCCAUAACCAAAUUGGCCAAACUACGUGUUCAUCGGCAUUUUCAGUAUUCCUCCAAAUAUUUCUGCAAAGAGUGCCCCAAGGAGUUCAAGAACUCAAAACUUCUAGCCCAACAUCGAAUCACACAUUCGAAUGUUCGCAAUCACAAAUGCCAAUUGUGCGAGAAGACAUUCAAACGAAACUGCGGCCUACAGCAGCAUAUAAAAGCGAUUCAUUUGAAGUUGAAGCCACACGAGUGUGGUGUCUGUAAACGGAAAUUCGCUCUCAAAGGCGAUAUGUUACGUUGUAAACAUUCAAUAUUGACAUUGUAAUUUUAUCAGAACUUGUAUUUAUGUUUCCAUGCAUUUUCGAUUAUACUUUCAAAUGGAUUUAA
Molecule: messenger RNA, 2400 nt
Organism: Eupeodes corollae
Lineage: Eukaryota; Metazoa; Arthropoda; Insecta; Diptera; Syrphidae
Product: zinc finger protein 813
Exons: 3
Coding region: 77-2338 (753 amino acids)
Biological process (GO): regulation of transcription by RNA polymerase II
Cellular component (GO): nucleus
Molecular function (GO): zinc ion binding; RNA polymerase II transcription regulatory region sequence-specific DNA binding; DNA-binding transcription factor activity, RNA polymerase II-specific
Source: RefSeq, a predicted model, not a curated record